AAUUCGAGUGACGCACUUUGCACAUUUGUGAACGGUUCGUGGGUGGGAAAAAAGUGCGAUAAAAGGAGCUCACCGCACCUGCAAGUGAUUAAUUACAUUGGCAACACAUCGCUGUAAACAAAUAACUAUGCUGGCACGGUUUGUUCUUGUACUUUGUUUGGCAGCCUUGGUAAGAGCGGCUGCUAUCCCCGAUGGCUCCAUAGUACCAGACUGUUCUCAACACUCCUUGCCCAUAUGUCAACGGGACUAUAACCCAGUCUGUGGCACAGAUGGAGUCUCAUACUCAAAUGAGUGCAUGCUGUGUCUGGAAAAUUUUGAGAAAAAGAUCAACGUAUUAAUCUCCAAAAUGGGUACAUGCUGAGCCAGAUCCACUUGUUUUAUUUGGAAUGUGACAUGAAGGCUGGAACCACAUGUUGCUUUUUAAUUUUCUUUUUAGUUUUAAAAUGAAGAACUUCAUGUUUUUUAUAUAUAAUCUUUAAAUAAAACUUUGAUAUACGA
Molecule: messenger RNA, 498 nt
Organism: Danio aesculapii
Lineage: Eukaryota; Metazoa; Chordata; Actinopteri; Cypriniformes; Danionidae
Product: trypsin inhibitor ClTI-1-like
Exons: 4
Coding region: 128-361 (77 amino acids)
Molecular function (GO): serine-type endopeptidase inhibitor activity; protein binding
Source: RefSeq, a predicted model, not a curated record